Molecule: messenger RNA, 641 nt
Organism: Psylliodes chrysocephalus
Lineage: Eukaryota; Metazoa; Arthropoda; Insecta; Coleoptera; Chrysomelidae
Source: the annotation of a GenBank genome assembly
AUGAAUUUACAUCCAGAUGCCGGUAAAAAACCGAGAAAAGUACGAAAUUCUGUUAUUAUUCGUGACAAAAAAGUUAAAGGCUUAGAGCAUGUGAACCAUAAAGGCCGUUUAAUACCAGAAAAACGUCUGGGCGAAGAUUUUAGGUGUGCCAGCUUUAAAUGUUUCACUGUUUUAUCUGAGCAAGAAAGGCACGCUGUAUUUACAGAGUUUUACAAAAUACAGUCACAAAACCUUCAAGACUCGCAUCUUUGCGGUCUCAUAAAGGUGGACCCAAUCAAGCAAAGAUCUCGUGAGUCGAACAGAAGAAAUCUGGUACAGUAUUCCAACUCAUCAGAAGAUAAAUACGCUAGACCUAAUGAUUAUGAUAAUGCCGCAGCUUACAGAUACAAGGUACGUACAAAGCAGAUUGAUAAUAAUAAGUAUUAUUACAAAGAAGUACCUGUGUGUAAAAAAGCUUUCCUCAGUCUACAUGGUAUAAUAACGCCGGCCAGACUCAGACGACUACAGUCAAGUCUUUGCGAAAAUUUAAAAUCCCCCAUUGACAGGAGAGGCCAACACAAAAACAACCGAAUGCUUUACCUGAAGAAAUGGAAAAUCUAAUAAAAUUACACAUCAGAUCCUUUAAACCUAGGCAGUCCCAU